Messenger RNA from Lepus europaeus (European hare), 3562 nucleotides. RefSeq names its product guanylate cyclase 1 soluble subunit alpha 1 (gene GUCY1A1). Gene Ontology annotation, molecular function: guanylate cyclase activity; heme binding. Gene Ontology annotation, biological process: cGMP biosynthetic process; response to oxygen levels. Lineage: Eukaryota; Metazoa; Chordata; Mammalia; Lagomorpha; Leporidae. The record is from RefSeq and is a predicted model, not a curated record. The transcript is spliced from 9 exons. The coding region runs from base 252 to 2324 and encodes 690 amino acids. Gene Ontology annotation, cellular component: guanylate cyclase complex, soluble.
GGUUCCUACGCAGUUCUCCUCCACUGUGCCUGCGCCAGACCCGAGACGAAAAGCCAGGCGGCCUGGGAGGAAGCCAGCAGGCUCAGGACACCUGCGGGAGAGGGGGAGCGCGGCGAGCGCCGAGGGACCCGGGCCGCGCGUGACCGCGCCAUGGCACCCCAGUUGUGAGUGUCCUUGAAUUGAGAGUGCCUCUGCACAUAAGGAGAGCAGCUCAUCGGGGGAGAUCAGAGCAGGUGAGAGCCACCAGCACCAUGUUCUGCACAAAGCUCAAGGACCUCAAGAUCACGGGGGAGUGCCCUUUCUCCCUGCUGGCGCCAGGCCAGGUUCCCAGAGAGCCGGCCGAGGAGGCGGCAGGGAGCUCAGAGAGCUGCGAAGCGACGCUGCCCGUCUGCCAGGACGUUCCUGAGAAGAACGCACAAGCAGGUCUGCCCCAGAGAAAGACCAGUCGGAGCCGAGUCUACCUUCACACUUUGGCCGAGAGCAUUUGCAAACUGAUUUUCCCAGAGUUUGAACGACUGAACCUUGCACUCCAGAGAACAUUGGCAAAGCAUAAAAUCAAAGAAAACAGGAAGUCUUUGGAAAGAGACGACUUUGAAAAAAUAAUUGCUGACCAAGCAACUGUAGCAGGCGUGCCGGUGGAGGUCAUCAGAGAAUCCGUCGGUGAAGAGCAUUUCAAGAUAUGCUACGAGGAAGACGAACACAUCCUGGGCGUGGUUGGCGGCACCCUGAAAGAUUUUCUCAACAGCUUCAGUACCCUGCUGAAGCAGAGCAGCCACUGCCAAGAGGCGGAGAAGAAGGGCAGGCUGGAGGACGCCUCCAUCCUGUGUCUGGACAAGGACCCCGACGUCUUGAACGUUUACUAUUUCUUUCCAAAGAGAACCACGUCCCUGAUUCUGCCUGGCAUCAUCAAGGCAGCCGCUCACAUAUUGUACGAAAGUGAAGUGGAGGUGUCCUUACUGCCUCCCUGCUUCCGCAAUGAUUGCACCGAGUUUGUCAAUCAGCCCUACUUGCUGUACUCCGUGCACGUGAAAAGCGCCAGGCCGUCCCUGUCCCCAGGCAGGCCCCAGUCCUCGCUGGUCAUCCCUGUGUCGCUCUUCUGCAAGACGUUUCCGUUCCAUUUCAUGUUUGACAAAGAAAUGACCAUUCUGCAGUUUGGCAACGGCAUCAGGAGGCUGAUGAGCAGGAGAGACUUUCAAGGAAAGCCUCGUUUCGAAGAAUAUUUCGAAGUUCUCACUCCAAAAAUCAACCAGUCGUUCAGCGGGAUCAUGACUAUGUUGAAUAUGCAGUUCGUUGUACGAGUGAGACGAUGGGACAAUUCAGUAAAGAAGUCCUCAAGGAUUAUGGACCUCAAAGGCCAAAUGAUCUACAUUGUUGAAUCCAGUGCCAUCUUGUUCUUGGGGUCACCCUGUGUGGACAGACUGGAAGACUUCACAGGACGAGGGCUCUACCUGUCAGACAUCCCAAUUCACAACGCGCUGAGGGAUGUGGUCUUGAUCGGGGAACAAGCCCGAGCUCAGGAUGGCCUGAAGAAGAGGCUGGGGAAGCUGAAGGCCACCCUGGAGCAAGCCCACCAAGCUCUGGAGGAGGAAAAGAAGAAGACCGUCGAUCUCCUGUGCUCUAUCUUUCCCUGCGAGGUUGCUCAGCAGCUCUGGCAAGGGCAAGUUGUGCAGGCCAAGAAGUUCAGCAACGUCACCAUGCUGUUCUCAGAUAUUGUUGGGUUCACUGCCAUCUGCUCCCAGUGCUCGCCGCUGCAGGUCAUCACUAUGCUCAACGCACUCUACACUCGUUUCGACCAGCAGUGUGGGGAGCUGGAUGUCUACAAGGUGGAGACCAUUGGCGACGCCUACUGUGUAGCUGGGGGUUUACACAGAGAGAGUGAUACCCAUGCUGUGCAGAUAGCGCUGAUGGCCUUGAAGAUGAUGGAGCUCUCUGAUGAAGUCAUGUCUCCCCAUGGAGAACCCAUCAAGAUGCGCAUCGGCCUGCACUCUGGAUCCGUCUUCGCCGGAGUCGUCGGCGUGAAGAUGCCUCGUUACUGUCUUUUUGGAAACAAUGUCACUCUGGCUAACAAAUUUGAGUCCUGCAGUGUGCCACGGAAAAUCAAUGUCAGUCCAACAACUUACAGAUUGCUCAAAGACUGCCCUGGCUUUGUGUUUACUCCUCGAUCAAGAGAGGAGCUUCCACCCAACUUCCCCAGUGACAUUCCUGGAAUCUGUCAUUUUCUGGAUGCCUAUCAGCAAGGAUCAAAUUCACAACUCUGUUUCCAAAAGAAAGAUAUUGAGGAUGGCAAUGCCAACUUCUUAGGCAAAGCAUCAGGCAUAGAUUAGUGCACUGUACUCUUGUGUAUUUGUCUUUGGGGUGUGACUCCGUGAAGGAUGUAUAGCACAUUGGAAUGCACUUUAGGAUUACAGGAGGCUAAAAAGCAGUAUUAGAAUUCCAGGAGCUAAGUCACCAUCUGAUCUUUCUCCAGUUUAACUUGACCAAAAGCAUAACUUCCGUCCUUCAACUCUUCUGUUUUUUUUUUCUUUUUAAAGAAACCUCAAAAAUUGACUUUUGGGGGAAUCUUUUGGUUUUAUAGCAGUCACCACCUGUACUCAGAAAUCAGCACAUUGUACAUAGACCAGAUAAUUGUAGUUGACUGUACACAAAGUGAUGAAGUCACCUGCAGUCUUGUGUCCUGGUGGAAUGUCAUGGCUAUUACAGUGUAUUUGUGAUAGUGUUGCCUUAAAAAAGCUUUUUCAAUAGAAAUUAGUCAUUGAUACCAUAGGUUCUUUCAGCUUUUCAAUUUUGCAUUUUAUUACAUUUUCUCAUUUAACUGUUAACAUAUAUAACAAAAUAGACUUAGUUACUUUUUCUCUUUUGCACUUUUUUUAAGGAAAUAACCAGUUAGGGAUUAGACACAAUAUAAAUAUAAAAAAAUUCUGUAAAUGUAUAAAAUUUUAUAUUUAACUCUUCAAGUUAAAAAUAUUCUACAUAAUACAAUGUGUCAAAUAAUAAAUUGACCUUUUGUUUGACAUAUAUUAUUUUUUAUCUUAUACAUACACAGUAAAGCUUAUUUUAUUUCAUAUUAUUAAUGUAGUUCCAACUAAUUCAGUUAUCAUAAUAGCAAAAUAUUCAGGAUAAAAAAGAUACAUAACCUAUAAUAAAAUGCAAUAAUAUCGUUCUAAUUUACCUUAGUAAGAAACAGCAUGAGAGUAAAGUAUGCAUCCAGGGAGUCUACAGUCGUGAAUUAUUUGUGCACACACACGUGCACACACACUUGGAAUAAUUGAGGCCUACUUUAGUACACAUCUUCCACUGCCAUGCUGAGCCACAGAAAAUGCCAAGUUUAGAGUGGAAAAUAAGACUGUUUUCUUCCUGCUUGUUUCCCUCCCUCCCUCAUUUCCUUUCUCUCCUCUCCCCCCUUUCUUUCCUUCCUUUUGUUGCUUGACAAUUUUUCUUAAGUAUUCAUGCUGAGUAUUUUUAGUGUGUGUAUAUAUAAGAAGGACCAAUUUUUAGUCUCAAUAAGUAUGUAUCUGUGAUGUGAUUUUUUUUAUUCUAGUUAAAAUAUCUUGGUGAUAUUUAU